CCUCCUCCUCCUCCUCAGUCCGGACACCGGGAGACAUGUGUUAUUUAUCGCUCAGCUGUGCCACGGGACGCGCGGCUCUGGAAACUCCGGAGGAUUAAAAACAAAAACAACAACCGGCUGAUCGAGCGGCUUCUCCGGCUCCUGGAGGAACGAGCAGCGGCGGCUCUCCAGUGUCUGAUCGCCGGGGACGGAAGAGAUGGCGAGUCCGCCUCCCGCCGGGGAGCAGCAGCAGCAGCAGCCGGGGGGGAGUAGCAGCGACGUGAGGAAGAGCGGGUACCUGAAGAAGCAGAAGCACGGACACAAGCGCUUCUUCGUGCUGAAGGAGCCGAGCGGCGGCGUGCCGGCGCGGCUGGAGUACUACGAGAGCGAGAAGAAAUGGAGGAACAAGUCCGCGGCGAAGCGAGUGAUCCCGCUCGACUGCUGCCUGAACGUGAACAAGCGAGCCGACGCCAAGCACCGGUUCCUCAUCGCCCUCUACACCCGGGACGAGUACUUCGCGGUGGCGGCGGAGAGCGAGCCGGAGCAGGAGAGCUGGUACCGGCUGCUGGCGGACCUCAUGGCCGAGGGGAAGGUCCACGACGGCUCCACGUCCGACUCCGCGUCCUCGCUGGUCGGCUUCGACGAGGAGAGCUACGGGGUGAUCACGCCGGUGGCCGCCGCCUAUAAGGAGGUCUGGCAGGUGGUCCUGAAGUCCAAGGGCCUGGGGCAGAGCCGGAACCUGACCGGCGUGUACCGGCUGUGUCUCUCCAGCCGGACCAUCGGCUUCGUCAAGCUCAACUCGGAGGUCGCCUCGGUGGUCCUGCAGCUGAUGAACAUCCGGCGCUGCGGCCACUCGGACAGCUUCUUCUUCAUGGAGGUGGGCCGGUCCGCGGCCACGGGCCCCGGGGAGCUGUGGAUGCAGGCGGACGACUCCGUGGUGGCGCAGAACAUCCAUGAGACCAUCCUGGAGGCCAUGAAGGCCAUGAAGGAGAUGUCCGAGUUCCGGCCGCGCAGCAAGAGCCAGUCGUCCGGCACGAACCCGAUCUCCGUGCCCACCCGGCGGCACCUGAACCACCUGCCCCCCAGCCAGACCGGCCUCACCCGCCGCUCCCGCACCGACAGCAUGGCCGCGAUCUCUCCGGUGAGCAAGUUCUCCUCCUGCCGGAUCCGCACGGCCAGCGAGGGCGACAACACCAUGACCCGCCCCAUGUCGGUGACCGGCAGCCCGCUGAGCCCGGGGGUCCACCGGACCCUCCUGAGCAGGUCCCACACCAUCACAGCCCACCCGUGCAGGACCUUUGAGUCCUCCUCCCUCCAACACAGUAAGUCCAUGUCGAUGCCCCUGCCCCACUCCCACUCCCACCCCAUGGGCGCCCCCAGCCUGGUGAGCCUGACCUCCUGCCAGGACCCCGGGGCUCCUCGGCCCUCCAGCUGCAGCGCCUCCUUCUCCGGCUCCCCCAGUGAUGCUGGGUUCAUAUCCUGUGAGGAGUACGGCUCCAGCCCUGCGGACGGACGGGACCCCAAGCUGUCCCUCACCCUUCGCAGCAACACUCCAGAGUCCCUCCGAGCAGAGACCCCCCCCUCCCGGGAUGGCAGCGAGCUGGGUGGCUACAUGGUGAUGGAGAGGCAACAUCUGAACGGUUACCGUCGGUUACCGGAGCUGGAAAAGGCUUACAGGAAGCGCACCUACUCCCUCACCACCCCCCGGCGGCAGAGGGCCCCCCCACAGGUAUCUUCGACCUCCCUGGACGAGUACACGCUCAUGAGGGCGUCGUACACCAGCGGUCACCCGGCGUCCCGCAGGUGUCACACCGCCUCCCCCAAUGGGACGUUUCCCGAGGACUACAGGGACGUCCAGAUCGGAUCUAACGGCGUUCAAGCCGACAGUGGUUAUAUGCCAAUGACCCCAGGUGUGGCCCCCCAGACACCGAGGUCCAAGGACGAUCCCUACAUGCCAAUGAGCCCCAUGUGUGUUUCUGCUCCGAAGCAGAUCAUCAACCCCCGGUCCCACUCCUCCUCAGCAGGGCUGGUCCCGCACACAGACUCCCCCGGUAGUGUCUCUCUGGAGGACAGUGGUUACAUGCGCAUGUGGUGCGGAACCAAGAUGUCCAUGGAGAGCUCUGACGGAAAGCUCACGAACGGAGAGUACUUGAAUAUGUCUCCUGUUGACCCUCUCGUGUCUUUUACACCCCCGGACUACAUCCUGAGUCCGUCCGGAGGAGAACCCAACCCCCAGCAACUUCACCGACAGCCUUAUUUUUACAGCUCUCUACCACGCUCGCUUAAAGGCCCGUUGCCGCGCAAUGGGUCCACGGACACAGACCAGUAUGUGGUGAUGAGCUUACAGAGACAGCGGAUCGAAGAGGAGUCCAACUAUUGUCCUCUCUCGCCGGGAGACGGUGUGGCCAGCAGCUGUGCAGGGACGCCGGGCUCAGUGUCCUCGGCUGUCUCGCCUCUCAGGCUGGCUCGGGUGGACGGAGGCAUGCAACAGCGGAGCAGGGCGUGUCGACCCACCCGCCUGGCCCUGGAAUCCCUCAGAACGUUACCGUGUAUGAGUGAACACCCGCUUCCCUCCGAGCCGCGCAGCCCUGGAGAAUACAUCAACAUAGACUUUAAUAGUGCAGCCCAUAAUAACCCUCAGGCAUCCACCGUGUCAGAGAGCUCCUCGGUGGGUUUAAUGUCAGGAAAGAGGGAAUCCCUACCACUAUCAGACUGUACCAAUGUUGAGGUCACUUCCCCAGGUCACCUUGGCUCACACAAAGCCCCGGGUUCCCCCCCGCCAGGGUGCCUCAACCACACGCCUGAAGCCUUGACGUGUCCUCUGGUGAACAAACAGCAGGGCCGGCAGGGAGGAGGGGAGGAGGAGAAGGAAAAAGGCAAAGGGGGACAGGCAGAGGAGAGGGGGAUGGUAGAGGAGUAUCCUCUCCAACAGCAGGUGAGUCUGGUGUGUCAGCCUCCAUCAGUCAAGGAUGACUACACUGAGAUGACGUUCAGUGCUCCCGCCCCUCUCCCCGACGCCGCUCCCCUCCCGACCAGCCCGACUUCCUGUGUCCAGAGACUCAACCUGGGGGGCAGCACUGUGGACGGCGUGCCCCAUGUCCCGGAGGACUCAUUCCUCAUAGGAGGUCCUUCAUUAUCUGUCUCUCUUGUGGAUCCACACAGGGGGGCCAAAGUGAUCCGGGCGGACCCCCAGGGUCGCCGGCGGCACAGCUCUGAGACCUUCUCCUCCACCACCACUGUCACACCGGUGUGCCCAUCCUUCGCUCACGACACCAAACGCCACAGCUCGGCCUCGGUGGAGAACGUCUCCCGGACUGUUCAGAGCUCCGAGGCUCCCGACGAGGACUGUGGCAACAACAGCCCCAUGUGCAGAGAGAUGUCAGCCGGGUAUCAGAAUGGACUUAACUACAUUGCCUUAAACUUGAUGGAGGGGAACUUUGGAGGAUGCAGGUUAGGGGGGGGCUGUGACGGCCUCCUGAGCUUCAAGACGGCGUGCGGCUGCAAGGGAGCCAUGACCGGUUUCAACAGUAGCCCCUACGCAAGCAUGGGCUUCAAGGAGACGGCUACUGCUGUGAAAGAAUGAAGGUUGAUGGAUCCCCUCCCCCCCCGACUCCCUCCCUGUCCUGUGAAUGUCGGAUUUGGCUGCAGCCGACUGACGAGGUCACCACCACGACAGUUGGACCAUGCGCUGCAGCUGAUGUCCUUUGACCUCUUCGCUGCCUUCAAGGUUCACAGGGACUGCCAUCACCAUGGAAACAUGGACACUUGACCCUUGCCCCAAAUCUUCCCUCCGCUUCUCUUGGCACCAAAACAUUCAGGCGCCAUCGCUGCUGUAGUACUAGAUUACUUUUAAAGAGAAAAUGACAAGAACUUAAAUGGACUACUAACUCUAACCAUAGAUUGGUAACUAUUUAUCUAUUUAUCUCUGUACGUAGGCCUGCAAAAAUGAUUCUGCAGUCAAAUGUUUAUGUUAAUUGUUGUUAUUACCAUUCUCACACUUUCAACUGGCUUCCCUUUGGCUUCAGCCAAUCGUCGCCAGAAAAUCUCACCUGAAAACCUGUGAACCAAACCUGGAGAGCACGUGCGCACACACACAAGGAACCUUACAUGCAUACAGAGCACAUGUAUUUAUCUAUUUAUCUAUCAUGUCUGUAUGCUGUAAAUGAAAUGUGUGUGUCAAUUUUUAUACAGAUUGUACUACAAAAGAGGUGGCAUUUAUGAACAUAUUUAAAAUCAGAGUAAACAUUUGCUUAAAAAAAACUAAAAAACCCUACCUCAGCAAAAACCAGGUUGGUACCAAUUCUCACAGUAGAAAUAUAUAUAUAAAAUAUUUAUUUUUUGGAGGUGAAUGUUUUUUUUAGAAAUCACCAAUCCAAAGCCUUACUCUAACCAUCAGCCCUCGUAUGAUGGACCUUUUUUUUUAGUUUGGACCUAUGAAACACGCAGUAUAUCAAAGAUUUACUUCUUAGAGACUGAAUGUGCAUCAGAGCAGAGUGAGAGAGAGAGACGGCCUCUCCGAGAGCUCCUCUCCCCACACACAUCUAUGACAAUAUAAUGUAUAAAAAAAAUCCAUAGUAAUAUAUUUAUCAAUAUGCCUGAGAUGGAGGAUUUAUACACACUAAAAGAAUACUUACAGUGGAACUCUUGACACUGCAUUGCAGCUCUGUGGCCUGUCUGAGCCCAAUGCCCUGUCCACACAAAUACGGAUAUUUUGCAAAACAAACUUUUCCCUCUACGUUUUAGCCACUCGUCCACACGCAAAUGACUUUUCAAGUCAAUAAAACAAACAUUUUUUUACAAACGUCUUCCAAAGUGCAUGUUUAUGUGUAUUGGUGUGUGCAUGUAAAAUGUUUGAUGACAUCACAGCUUACCUGGCGCACACCCAUUUUGUUUUGUUUAAUGCGCAUGCACCAGAAACGGCAACAUCAAUGGCAGCUAUAUAACAGUUUUGCCUACCGUUGGUUAGCACUGCCGCUUGUUAUUAAAAGUUUGCAGCAAAAUUUAGCAUCACCGAACCGGCAUUCACAGGGUUUUCUCUUACGAGACGAAUCGUGAAUGUAGACUCUAUCGCCACCUACUGGCCCGGCAUGCUUGUGUGAGCAUUUGAGCAUUUUGCGUUCAAGUCUGGGCGGGCGUUUGGAUGGAGAUUUGUUUUCUUCUUUUCUUUAAAUGGAGGGGGAAAUAUCUGUUAAAAAUAAAAUAUCUGCAGUCGUGUAGACGAGGGCCAAGUCUCAGCAUCUUUAUAGACUUUACCAACUCACUGUUCACUUGUGAUAUCCUGCACAGCCUGCAGGAAGAGUUUGACCUGUCAAGACAAGGGACGGGCACAUGAAUGUUUGAAGUUAUUUGUACGGAGUAACUGGACAGCCCAGUAUUGUACAUUUUCUCACCUGAUGCCUCGCUGUGGGCGUCUUGUCACACCACACCAGACAACACUGAGCAAUGUGGCGGACGCCGGACGCAGUCGGUCCAACCAGCCGCUCCAUAGCUCCAACUCACAGCCUCCACUGCAUGGUCUUGCACUUACAAACUUUCAAGAUUGUAACACAAGACACGUUGAAUGUAGUACACGCUGUGAUCCAAGCUCGGGAACACACGACCCAAACAAAACACCACAGCAUCUGCGACAACAGUAGUGAAACAUGCGGAGGUAGAGAACGGAGACUGUACCACAGACACAAGCCGAAUGAAAAGAGACAAACCAGGGGAAGUAUCUUAUUAUUUAUCUGAAUUCACUGGUACCUAACCUUUGCUUCUAUACUGUAAAUAACGCAAUGUUACAGAGAAUUACAUCCAAGCAAACUCUGCAAGACUUUGAGAGAUGUUAAGUUAAAUAACUUAUGUUGUUUGUACUGUAUAUAGUAUGUUUUUGAGUGAAAUUUCUGAUACAACAAAAGCACUAAUUAAGUUAUAUGCUAAAUAGUAUGGUUUGGCUUUGAUUUUCUCUUUUUUAAACUGUCAUGGGAUAAUCUUGUGAAAUGGAUGCCACUAUGAGGACAUUUUCUAAUGCUGUAAUUCUGAAAACAUAAAGAUUUUAAGAGAAAUCAUUAAUACUUGACAUAGUUAAUUCUUGCUACCACGGUACAACACAAAUGGCAUAUAUGCAAUAUUUACACUUUUAAAAAUUAGUUUACAAAGAUGUACCAAAUGUAUAAAUACUGUUAAUAAUGUUUGUUAAAACCUUAAAUCAGACUUUUGCUGUUUGUACAUAUUUUUUUCUUCAAAUUUGAAAUGGAAACUUUGUUUGUUUUUUGAGCAGUGUUUUUUGCAUUUGGAUAAUAUUUCAAGUUUUUAUUCAGCACUUAAAGUUACAAUAUGGGCCCCGGCUUAUCCUGCUGUGUCUUUCAUUGUAAAUAUUUCAUAUCUUGCAUAUUGUGACGCUACUAAGAGAUGAUAAUUUAAACAGUUCAUUGCUUUAGAUUGUAUUGAUUCUUUAUAGACACAUGCAAUAAAUAAUGCUGUUAUUUAAGAGA
Limanda limanda (common dab) is the source of this 6452-nucleotide messenger RNA. It is a transcript of the gene irs2b, whose product is annotated as insulin receptor substrate 2b. NCBI's taxonomy places the organism in Eukaryota, Metazoa, Chordata, Actinopteri, Pleuronectiformes, Pleuronectidae. Gene Ontology annotation, cellular component: cytosol; plasma membrane. The record is from RefSeq and is a predicted model, not a curated record. Gene Ontology annotation, biological process: insulin receptor signaling pathway. The coding region runs from base 197 to 3562 and encodes 1121 amino acids. Gene Ontology annotation, molecular function: phosphatidylinositol 3-kinase binding; insulin receptor binding. The transcript has 2 exons.